This is a messenger RNA of Adineta steineri, 1725 nucleotides long. The record is from the annotation of a GenBank genome assembly. Lineage: Eukaryota; Metazoa; Rotifera; Eurotatoria; Adinetida; Adinetidae.
AUGGUUGUCAAUGAGGUAGCUCCACCGGAGCGUAAACAAUGGACUAAUCCUAUUGAAUUUUUUUUAACAUUGGUUGCAUUUGCGGUUGGCCUAGGAAAUGUUUGGCGUUUCCCAUAUCUUUGUGCAUUUCUCAUACCAUAUACCUUUAUGCUUAUUUUUAUUGGGGCACCUGUCUUCUAUCUUGAAUUAACAUUGGGACAAUUUACCAGUGCUGGUCCAUUGGCAGUUUGGAAAGUCAAUCCAUUAUUACGAGGUAUUGGUUAUGCAUCAAUGGCUACGAACUGUUUUUGGGGUUUAUAUUACAUGGUUCUUAUUGCUUAUUGUUUUUAUUAUCUUAUUGCAUCAUUUCAACUUGUUGUUCCAUGGUCAACUUGUGAUAACUGGUGGAAUACACCAUUAUGUACUGAUCAAAAGACAUUAGCUAAUAUGAGUCGAACUGAUCUUAUUUCAAUGAGAAAUAUGACAAGUUCACCUAGUGAAGAAUAUUUUUAUCGUCGAGUAUUACAAAUUAGUAGUGGAAUUGAAAAUACAGAUGGAAUGGUUAUUGAAUUAGUUGUUGCUUUAGCUAUUGCUUGGCUAAUAUGUUUUCUAGCAUUAUCAAAAGGUGUUCAAUCAUUAGGCAAAGUGGCAUAUUUUACUGCCCUAUUUCCAUAUGCUAUGUUAACAGUUCUAAUUAUACGUGGAGCAACAUUAAGUGGUGCUGUUGAAGGUAUUAAAUUCUAUAUGGGAACAAUUAAUUUAAGUGUAUUAAAAAAUCCAUCUGUCUGGAAAGAUGCAUGUACCCAAGUUUUUUAUGCGUUAAGUUGUUGUAGUGGUGGUCUGAUUGCAAUGGCAUCAUUUAAUAAUUUCAAUAAUAAUAUCUAUCGUGAUACUUUAGCUAUUUGUUGUGUUACAUGGUUUACAAGUAUAUUUAGUGGAUUUGCAAUUUUUACGGUUUUAGGUCAUAUGGCAACUAAAAUGGGCGUGAGUGUUGCUGAUGUAGCUAAAGGAGGACCUGGUUUAGCAUUUGUUGUUUUUCCCGAAGGUUUAUCAAUGAUGCCAUUUGCACCUUUAUGGUGUUUUCUAUUCUUUUUAAUGAUGUGUACACUUGGUUUUGGUUCAGAAUUUUCUAUUAUGGAAACAGUUAUGGCUAGUUUAAUUGAUGAAUUUAAAAUCUAUUUAAAUACACCAAAGAAAAUUAUUUUAUUCCGGUUUUGUUUAUCAUUUAUUUUUUUUCUUGUUGGUUUAUCAAUGGUAACACGAGGUGGUCUUUAUGUUUUAAAUAUUGUCGAUCAAUAUCUCGGUGGUUUUCCUUGGUUAGUCAUCGGUGUUAUUGAAUUAUUUUGUAUUUCAUGGGUUUAUGGUAUGGAUAAUUUUUGUGAUGAUAUUGCAUUAAUGUUAGGUGAAGAACGACGUCCAAAAGUAACAUUAGAUGAUUAUACAUAUCCACCAUGGGCUCUUGCGCUUGGUUGGAUGGUAGUAAUAAUAUGUCUUGGUUGGCUUCCAUAUAUAUUUUUUGUUGAAAUUUGUCGUCGUGGAACAUGGAAUAUCAUUAAACAAGCUCGUUUGCCUCAUGCUGAAUGGGGACCAGCUAGAGAAGAACAUCGACAAUUAUCUAAUCGUUAUACAAGUAAUAUUCAUAUGAAAAAUUUAAGUAUGCAAACAUUAACAUCAAUUGAUAGUAUUGAUUUAAAUUCUGAUUUAUUUGUUAAAAAUUUAUCAAAUAAAUCAAUUACAUCAUUUUGA